CUUCCUCUAUUACGUUCGACUACAUUCUAUCCGACGCCUUGUCUCCGGCAUUACUACCUAACAAGUAAAUCCUAACGAGCAGAUCAACUCGUUCCGAAUCUCUACUGUUUCAAACAUCUCAGUUCGAUUCCGCCAACAUGAAGGGCCGCCCAGUCGACCAACUCGUUUACGAGUUCAUGUUCCAAAAGCCCCGAACCAGCGAUCCCCAGAACUUCCAUACUCUCCUUCACCGCAACCUUAUCCCGGAGGUCCGCCAGGAAGUCCAUUCUUUCUAUGGGCAUCUUGACACUCAAGAAGCCAAGUACCCUGGCCUAGACUAUACUCAUCGUAUCCACCGUAUACGACUUAGCCGCUGGCAGUGGCAUCGUCGUCUAUUUCGGGCGUUCGACGGUCUGCGCCUGACCGACUCCGAAAUCGCAAGCCUAACAAAAUGGGAAGGUACAAAGUGGGCGAAGGAACGCUUCGAGCGUGAUUCCGGAAUCGUCAUUAAAGAUACUGCGUUUGACGAUAUUGCCGAGUGGGUUGAGCCUGAAGACAGGCCACAAACAGCAUGCGCAACGCAGGCCGCGACCUUACCGCAGGUCGCGGCGACGCCAGACGAGGACAUGGAUGGCGAGCAGGAAGAAGACGAAGACGAAGACGAAGAAGAGGACAGCGAUGGUGAACUAACAAGCGUCGGAAUCCCUCUGAACGAGCAACUUCGCGAAAGGGCAGCACGCCACGAGGCCGGCGAUACCUCGCUACCGCUGGAUGAGGAGUGGGAACAGUGGCUGAAGAAUGCAAUCGAGGCCGGCGAAUUUCCCUUCCUCACAGAGCAGAUGGCGCGGGCAUCCGACAUGGCUCUCAUCCCGCAGGCACUCUUUCCGCCGGGUAUGCUGAGUGCAGCACGAGCUGGUCGUUGGCAGGAUAUCCCGGACUUCCUCCAUUCGGUCCUCCGAUAUGCCUUAGACAAUGAAACACCGAAUCGAGACAGUACCUCAGCUUCUGGUGAGCGUUCUUCCGGACGUUCCUUGCAAGGCUACCUCCCCGGCAAUAGACGGAACUUGCGCCGCAACUUUUCAGAUCUACGGCUCCCGGCUAGCGAAGCCAGUGUCGCCACCUCGGAAGUUCGUCUGCAGCGAACAGCCCAGUCAGGCACCCAGACCUAUAUUACUCUUCCUUAAGAAGUCAUCACUGAGGCCAUAGCACCGGUAUUCGAGGUGGUAACGGUGGAAAGAAGUACAAAACUAUUCGAUACCCUUCAACUAGAUUCUUUCAACUUUUAAUGUGCCCUUAAUACGUGGGCACUGGCGAUUUUGAUGCGGCACGCAGUACUUUGUCGACGGCCUAGAUGGUCGUCACUUGUUUUUAGGACCACUUAAUAAAAGUGCAUACCAAACAACGAAGAUUUUCCAGAGCAUAUUGAUGAGAUUUGGGAUUACCUGUGGUUUCAGAUGGCUGAAAAGAGACACAUGGAAAAGGAGGCGGAUGCUCUAGGAUUGCGUACCGACCGAGCAAUAGAAAUUGGUCGCCCUUAACAGCAAAAUUCUCGAGGUCUAUAGACCAGGUCACGAACGAAAGCCCGACAUAGGCACUCUAUCGUAUAAUACACCCCCAAUACUCCCGAUAAACGAAGCGGAGGUCUUGAGUGCCAGUGGCCUUUCUUACAGCCUACUUCUAAACUCGGUGGUAGAUAUCCGAGGACUUAGUCCGAUUGCAACUAGAAGCAUUAUGGUAUCAACU
This is a messenger RNA of Daldinia loculata, 1722 nucleotides long. RefSeq lists its product as uncharacterized. The transcript has a single exon. The record is from RefSeq and is a predicted model, not a curated record. Bases 138 to 1163 code for a protein of 341 amino acids. Lineage: Eukaryota; Fungi; Ascomycota; Sordariomycetes; Xylariales; Hypoxylaceae.